CAAUAAAUUGCUGUAGCAAGGAAGUACAGCUGAGUUACACAAUGACAGAAGACAUCAGCACUAAUACGAUAUUAUAGCUCAAUGCUCCUCCCCAUAGUGCUCUGGGGCUCACGACCACCCUCCCACACCGUCUCUUGUCUCUUUCUCUCACGUGAUGACAAAGUCCUCAUUUCGGGAUCCACCGAGGGGCAGUUGCUGGUGUGUGACGUGUUCCCGGAAGCCCUGAUUCCCCGGAACUUCCUAGUUGGACAUUCUACAGAGGUGGUUGGCAUGGACCAGCUGGUAUCUGGACUCAACAACUUUCAUAUCAUAUCUGCUGCUUCUAACGGGGAGGUAUUUAAAUGGAAUGUGACGGAUGGUUCUUAUAUGUUGAGCACUGUAGUUCAAGGACCCCUCAUCAAACUGCAGACGCUGCCCUCAUCCCAGAACGUGCUAGUCUGUGGGCAGUACGGCGCUAUAACAGUUCUGGAUUACAAUACCCUAGAUAUAAAACAUCACCUGGUACCCAGCGACCCUACUCACUGGGUCCUGUGCUACACUGUAUUCCAGCCUCCUAAAACUAAGGACGAGGAGGUGGUCUGUAUUACGGUUAACGGGCAGAUCAAAACCUGGAACCUGCAGUUUGAAGGAAGGGAGAAGAUGAUAUUAGAGUCAGAGACCAAGAUACUGAACUGUCCCCGACCAGUGUGUGUCACUUACAACCCUCGUAGUCUCUACAACUGCCUCAUUGUGUGUCAGAGUAUUUGGAGGAUUUACAGGGCCGGUGACUUUGUGUUGUUAUGUUCUGGAGCCAGUAACCAGGAGGUACCGUGGAGUGGUGGUAAGUUUUACACAGUGGACAAGAUAAUGCUGUGGAGAGAGAACGGAGUGUUGUACGUGUACCAGUUGCCUGCGCGCGCUAUUCGCCCCGUAGAUCACAGUGACGCUUCCUGGAGCGCAGAGCCCCCUACUCUUCUGUACAGUGUACCUACUGGGCCUCUCAUGGAAUGUUUAUUAGUGCACAAGAAAUCUAUGAGAACCCCACACGAUGUACUGAUUAGAGGAGAUAGGGACGGCAGAUUGUCACUAUGGAAACAAGAUAGAGAGAAAGAUAUAGCUAGUGAGGGUUUAGUGGAAUGUAUACAUACCAGUCUAUCAAAGACUUGGAACAAAGACAAUGUUGCUUUAGUCAAUGAGAAGUGUAACAGAUGCGGUGAUGCGGUUGAUAUAACAGCGAGUGUCUAUCUGGAGAGUCUAUCUUACAUCGCUUGUGGGCUAUCCUCUGGUGAUAUAAUUGUAGGACUAGUUCAUCACUUCCUUACUCACUCCCUGUUCAAGUGUACUGAAGAUUCAGAGGAGAUAGAUUCGAGAGUGAGGUUAAAGGGGCACAAAGGGAAUGUUAGUGUACUGCUAUAUCCUCAUGCCAGCCAACCUUCUUCUUAUCUUCCUAGCAUUCUCUACAGUGGAGGAGCUGAUUUCAGUGUGAAGAUCUGGGAUUGGAAGAAAGUGGUGCUACUUCAGAGUUUUACCACUCACACUGGACCAUUAACCAGACUGUUCUUACCUCCAACACAAGCCACUGGAAAGUUGCGAGGAAGUGUAGUUUCAGUAUGUCAAGAUAACAGUAUCACAAUAACAACUCACGCGCAGUUCACUCCCUUGUUUGUGGGAUCCUGUCAUCACACUGGAGUACUGGAGAUCAGAUGGCGGCUAACUGAGGACAUCUUACUCGUUCACUGUUUAGAUGACACAGUGUACGUUUGGGGACUGAGUACAGGACACCUGGACAGAAUAGAAACAGGAGCAGUGGCUCUGAGUUUGGUAUCCGCCUGUCAAACAUUCAGUGAAGGCGAGCACUGUAAACUAGAGAUAAAAGCCUCCAGUAGCGUAACCAGACACAGCACCGGUCUCAGUGUGGUUCCCUUCAGCUUCUCAUCUGGUGACAACAUGUCUCACCUACUACUCUUUGAUACGGAGCUACUCUUACACUUACUAUCUCAACUUCAGGGAGACAUCAUGACUCAUGAGUUUGAGAGGAGCAAGUCCCAGCCUAAUGUAACGGAAAGGCGGCGCGCAUCAGCACGUGCGGAUCAGCGACUAUCAGACAGACGGACCUCAAUAAUCAAACAGACAGAGACGGCCAAGUUACUGGAAGAGAGAAGUGUGAUAUCAGAGAUACCGGUGGAAAACACUGCGGAGAUAAAGAGCAGUUCGGAGGACAUAGAGGACAAAGAGGACGACAAGGAGACACUGGACAUCAUCAAACUAACAUGUUCCCUGCUGUUGUCAUGUCUCCACGCCUGGGGUGUGGACCUGAACAUAGACCGGACCUGUGUCAAGCACCUGGGGCUCCUAGUUCCGGGCAAGGAGUUAUCUUACGGUACUGUGGGGAGCAGCUCUACUUUCAUGUUACUGUUACCCGGCUGGGAACACAGCAUACAACAACAGAGUCCCAAUACAGUUCAGGCUCCAUUUGGGAGGUGGUGUAUCUCCUCAACUCUAACUACACAACACCUGUUAUCAGUUUCAGCACUUGCUAACAAACAAAUGUCAACUGAUCUCACUCUCUCUUUCAACAGACGCGCUAAAAACAACACUGCUAAAAGAGAAGAUAAGACGUGGGAGAGAGAAGAGAGAUUAAGACAGAGUAUAAACGAGAGUGAGAAGAAGGCGGGCUGGAGUCACGUGACUGCCCUGCAUUGUAUUGUUCUACCUGAGCACGUGCCGCCGGGUUACUGUUCUCCUCUUCUAACUCACCUCGCCCUCAAGUGGCAGGACAGGUGUAUGGAAGUAAGGGAAGCCUCGCAGGCUCUGUUUCUACGGGAGUUACGCAGGAUAGGCUUCACUGGAAGACAACAGCUAGUGAACCAGUGGUAUCCUUACAUUGUGAGGAAACGAGACAUCAACCCGCCUGAACCACUGGAGAAAGUGUACACUAUGGACCUGCCUCUCAUCCCUGAAUAUUUCGCAAAGUUUAUAAACCGGCCCGAAAAGAGUAGGAGUAGUGUGUCGGUAGAGGACGAGGAUCUACCAGCAGACUCUUACCCAGUCUCAGUUAUUAUUCUGGGGGUUAUUGUGUCAGAGUUCCCCGACGAGGUGGAGGUCACCAGUGUCAGGAAUCACGUGACUUCACAAGAACGCAGAGAUGUUAUCAGAUCUAGUUUCCUGCUGACGCACGACAUGUUGCGAGGAGUUGCAGCUCACCUCUUCUCACAGCUCAUUAAACCCCCCUCCCAGCUUCCCCUCCACUCCCCCAUUAGGAGGGCUUCUGUAGAUCUCAUAGGUAGAGGGUUCGGUGUGUGGUGCGAGUUUGUGAACUUAACAGCAGUUGUAAUGACACUGCUGGAGUUGCAGACUGAUCCUCUGGUUCCUAUUGAGGUUAAGAAAGCAAUCGCUCAGAGUGGCAACAUACCUGGCACAGGAAACAAGGAGUGUCUAGCAGCGGCGGCCACUGUGAGGGCAGCUUACCAGGCCAGCAUUCUCAUAGCUAACAAUAGACCUCAGCAGACUGUCACCGCCCUUUCCAAAGAAAUAAUGACUUUUAAGUGCGACGUUGAGGCUGGUUUGUCUAUACAGUCCUUGUCUGUGUUCCCUUCAUCUUAUCACACUGUGUUAGACAAAGGGAGAUAUCCUAUAUAUUUACUGGUUCAGAAUAUAAUAGAGAAGACGAAGGUACGUGACCUGGCUGCGAUAAUAGUGAAGAUAGUGGAGAUAAUGCUGUUCUGCAUCGACACCGAUCAGUUCAAGACCAGAACCUUAUCUGAACUCGUACCGUCUCUAACUAAGAACGUUCUGAUAGAUUACUGUGCGGCUACACAACAAGUAGUAGUCGGUUCUGCGGAGGGUCUUGUGCACGUGUUCGAUGUUAAGAACACCAAGUGUACGCCGCUUCACGCUCACAACGCACCCACCAGCGCCGUAUCCCUGGCAACCAACGGGCGUACCUUGGUGACAUUCAGUGAGAACGAGGGACGUGUCUCUAUUUGGCAGAGUAGUUCGGGGCUACUGUCCCUCAUGUCUCCAGGUCCUCUAAAACUAGUGCGAGUAGUGGACGCUCUACCUCCCCUCUCCAGCAACCAUUCCUCUAAAUCUCCCCUCUUUAAAUGGGAAGCUACUAAACUUGUCUCUUUAUACCUCAGUGACGGUACUAAGAAAUCUUUCGCUGUGUAAUAUUUUUGAUCACCAGGUUUCCUGAUUUUAAUCUCUUUGAAAGAUUCAAAGCCUCUUGUCUAUGUUGGGGUAUCUUCUUUUCACUUUUAUGUAAAUUUUUAGAUAAAUAUGACGCCAUUGAUUGGCCGCCAGUCAGUGUUUCUAUGGUUACGAUUUAUUUGGAACUUAUGGUUUUAAGUAUUUUGUAUUACGCAGCUCUACCCUAUUUUAAUUGCUAGAAGCAAUACAGUAAAACUCCCAAUAAACCGUUUAUUGCACGUAAUUACCGUAAAAUAUACGUUCUGAAGUGCGUUCAAGGGUUUCUAGGAUAGAGCAACGUUCUGCAAAACGAAUUUAAGUUUCGUAAGAUUGAUUUAAAUGUUACCGCAUAAUUUAUUUGGUCUACAGGAUUCUAAUGAUUGAAUUGGUUAAUGAUAUAACUUCUGGUUUCUUGUAUGAGUUUGUUUAUAAUUGACGUUAUUUUCGAUUGUGAUUUUGUAAAAAACCGCUUUUUCAUUUUCCAUUUAAUUACGAUAAUUACAACUAAUCCGCAAAGUUGGGUACAAAAACUUUUUCAUACGUUGUAAACCUGCCGCGCACGUGUGCGCGGCUGCAUCGUGGCGAAACAACAAAAACUGGAAUGAAUGAACUUGAUCACGAAAUUCCACAAUUAAUAUUUUGAUCGCGCGCGG
Bolinopsis microptera is the source of this 4820-nucleotide messenger RNA. RefSeq names its product WD repeat-containing protein 7-like. Gene Ontology annotation, molecular function: protein binding. The record is from RefSeq and is a predicted model, not a curated record. NCBI's taxonomy places the organism in Eukaryota, Metazoa, Ctenophora, Tentaculata, Lobata, Bolinopsidae. The coding region runs from base 82 to 4149 and encodes 1355 amino acids. Gene Ontology annotation, cellular component: cytoplasm. The transcript has 20 exons.